UCUAAACCACCCUUGCAACGACGCCGUUUCACAAGACAUCUAAAACCCUAAAGCAGAGCACUUUCUCCGGCGAAAGAAAUGGCGGCGAGUCUAGGGUUACGCCUCAAGGCGGCUACAUCGACGUUGAGGAGCGGAGCAGCUGCUACUCUUCGUCCAAGGACUUGGUCGUGGGAAACGGCGAAGAGAUGUCGCGGAUUCUGCUCAGAAGCAGAGAACGACGUACCAACAUCAGGAAUCGGGAGACCUCUCGCCAAGAUCCUCAAGGAGCUCAACAAAAAGGUUCCAGAUUCCGCCAUCAAGACCCGCGUCGAAGAUGGCUUCUCCAUGAAAUACAUUCCUUGGCAUACUGUGAAUCGGAUUAUGAACCUGCAUGCUCCUGAAUGGUCAGGUGAAGUUCGGAGUGUUACUUACUCUCCCGAUGGUAACACCGUCACUGUUGCUUAUCGUGUCACUCUCUACGGCACUGAUGCUGAGAUUUACAGGGAAUCAACAGGCACCACUUCUGUAAAUGACAAAGGCUAUGGUGAUCCUGUGCAAAAGGCUGAAGCAAUGGCGUUUCGCCGUGCCUGUGCCAGACUUGGAUUGGGGCUUCAUCUCUAUCACGAGGAUGCUUUGUGAAAUCAUGCUUUUUUUUAACCAUGUGAACAAACUAUAUUUUGGGUGUUCCCACUGCCUUGGUAGCAAUAGUCGUUGAAGGUAAAACUUAUGGGAAGGCAAGUUUUGUAUCUACUGAUGCCCUUUGGAUUUGAAAUCGGUUUAUGCGAUGAGCCUCGAAAGACUUAUAUGUAAA
This is a messenger RNA of Brassica oleracea var. oleracea, 790 nucleotides long. RefSeq lists its product as uncharacterized. The transcript has 3 exons. Gene Ontology annotation, molecular function: DNA binding. The record is from RefSeq and is a predicted model, not a curated record. Gene Ontology annotation, biological process: double-strand break repair via homologous recombination. Lineage: Eukaryota; Viridiplantae; Streptophyta; Magnoliopsida; Brassicales; Brassicaceae. Bases 79 to 618 code for a protein of 179 amino acids.